Stylophora pistillata is the source of this 1519-nucleotide messenger RNA. RefSeq lists its product as uncharacterized. The record is from RefSeq and is a predicted model, not a curated record. NCBI's taxonomy places the organism in Eukaryota, Metazoa, Cnidaria, Anthozoa, Scleractinia, Pocilloporidae.
UUUUUUUUAUAAAUAGAUAUUUUUUUAGUCAGUUUUCAGGGCGAAAUGUUCUGACAGACUCGAUUCAAUAACGACAACCUGUAAUGUAGUGUUAAAAUGAUUCGCCUUUAUUCUUUGUCGGACAAAGAAUAAAGGCGAAUCAUUUCGUUUUUGUUGAGUAAAUGAGAGAAAAUGCGGGCUACCUCUAACUAAAUUUGUAAUCCUAUCUCAGGCGGUCUAAAAUUACAGAUAUACAUUACUAGUUUACGCGCAAUUUUCAAAAGUUUCCAGUGCGCGCCCAUCUUGUGGCUAGAUCAAAUCGUUGCGAAUUUUACAGUCGAGAAAGGGAAAGAGAAUUAGCAAUAGAAUGUCAUCGGUGUUUAGCUGUGGUUUUUCUAGGGUGGCUGUCAAAGAAAGUUUUCAUAAACCUGGCAGUGUGGCUUACGAGAGCAAUCCCGCUCAGCGAUGGGAAAACUACCACAAGUUGCUCGAUGAAUCGGCGCUCGAGAAAUUGGCUGUGGCGAGGACACUGUUUGUGAAGAGGUCUAGAAGCGUCUAUGAUUUGUUUCGAAAAAUGAACUCUCAGACCAGAAAUGAGUACCUCCAGUACUUUUCUCUAAGAAACUGGAAGGCAUUACCUGAAACACAAAAAUCAGAGCACACGAGAUCAAACUGUGAUGCCUGCCAAGUUCAUCACUUUGCCAUGCAAUCUAUUUUUCCAAACGCUGCGCAGCUAAAGCCACAAAAGCUAGUUCGAGAUGGUCUCGCUCUAAAUGAAAGCAAUGGGAACGUCAACAUAAAGCCAACACAAAAGGCUAUUAAAUCAGCAACAAAGCAUAUUUAUUCAAAAAUAAAUGUGUCAUUUCAGAAAGUUUUUAAAGUCAGCUUUGCUGAAGCACAAACAAAAGUUAAGGAAAUUAACCUCCAGAAGAAAAAAGAUGGUAUUGAAAAAAAACGGGAACGUCGAAAGAGAGCGCGCCAUGAGAAAAACAAAAUCCAGGCUGAGUGGUCCAAAAGAGAUUGUGACGUGAUGCUUGCAACGAGGCAGUCGUUUUCCCAGAGGUCAAAGCAAAGGAAGAUGCUUCACUUCGAGUCAGCCACAGAUGCUGCCAUCAGGGUGCAAAAACGCAAGAACCAGGAAGAUCUUGGCGAGAGAAAACGUAAGCAGCAUUCGCCUCCAACAGCAUCAGUUGAAUUUGACAAAGAAAAUCUUAUGCAAGAAGUAAGAAACAAGAAAGAUGGUGAAAAGAUAAAUUAUUCAGACCUGGCAAGACGACAUGGCCUUAAAGAUCAGAAACUAGGAAACAUGAUCUUCAAGGAUUACCUGAUGGAACAGGGGGUGGAUCUGCAACGCUUUCAGCAGUUCCGUAAGAGGCCAGCAAAAGCUAGACGAAAACUGAAUCGCACGUAUGGUGGAGAAGUAACUGUGCCAACACCUAGAACAAGCACACAAAUCAAAGAAACACUGAAGGUUUGUUACAUUGUUUUUUUUGUCUUAUUUGAAAUAACUCUUGGAUAUUCAAUUGGUGUGUUUAAAAAA